This is a messenger RNA of Aspergillus eucalypticola CBS 122712, 612 nucleotides long. RefSeq lists its product as uncharacterized. Gene Ontology annotation, molecular function: oxidoreductase activity; flavin adenine dinucleotide binding. The record is from RefSeq and is a predicted model, not a curated record. NCBI's taxonomy places the organism in Eukaryota, Fungi, Ascomycota, Eurotiomycetes, Eurotiales, Aspergillaceae. The transcript is spliced from 3 exons. The annotation marks the transcript as partial.
CUUGCAUCGUGGAUCGCGAAGGGAGCAGCCACCGCCUAUGUGAUCAUGGACGGCAGCCAGUACCUUAUGCCGGCGACAUUUCCGGGCUACAACGCAAGCGAGGUAAACGGCUUCAUGCAGCCAUUUGUGGCCCAGCUGCAGCGUCUAGCCGUCAACUACACGGUUUCGGUCCAGGGCGGCCGACUGAUUCCACGCGAGGUGCUAAUGUCGGCGGACUCCAACCGCGCCCUGACGGCGGCGUUGCGCGAGAUCAGCUCCAACCGGGCAUUCCGAAUUAUUGGCGUGGGCACAGAUGUAUCGCGGGGUGGCGAUGUACCCAACGCGAGCUAUGCCACCAACGUCGCAAACGAGACGCUGAUCACAAAUCGUUACGAUCCGCUGCUGACGCAGGUGACGGGUCUGGCGAACAACAGUGGGGCAUAUCUAAACGAGGGGGACUUCCGGCAGAAGGACUUCCAGACGCAAUUCUUUGGGGGCAAUUAUGCCUCGCUAAAGCAGGUCAAACACCGAUAUGACCCCGAGGGGGUGUUCUAUGGCACCGCCCUGGUAGGCAGUGAUGAUUGGGAGGUCGCCAGUGAUGGGCGCUUGUGCCGGAGUAGCGAGAGUAACUGA